Molecule: messenger RNA, 2706 nt
Organism: Pelobates fuscus (common spadefoot toad)
Lineage: Eukaryota; Metazoa; Chordata; Amphibia; Anura; Pelobatidae
Gene: SRSF2
Product: serine and arginine rich splicing factor 2
Exons: 2
Coding region: 146-796 (216 amino acids)
Molecular function (GO): RNA binding
Source: RefSeq, a predicted model, not a curated record
UUGUGUCAUUGUAUGGCAGGGUGAGGGAAGGGAAGGUGUUCUCACCACAUUUCUUUUUAUUGAGGCUGCCGUCAACAACACCAACUAAGAAGUGAUUCUCUGUUGCGUUGUUUCGCUAGGUUCCCUUGAGUUUAUUCUCUCGGAGAUGAGCUACGGUCGACCUCCUCCAGACGUAGAAGGCAUGACCUCCCUUAAAGUUGAUAACCUUACUUACCGAACGUCUCCCGAGACUCUCCGCCGCGUGUUCGAGAAGUACGGGCGGGUGGGCGAUGUCUACAUCCCUCGCGACCGAUACACCAAGGAGAGCCGCGGCUUUGCCUUCGUCCGUUUCCACGACAAGCGGGAUGCCGAGGACGCGAUGGACGCCAUGGACGGGGCCGUGCUGGACGGCAGAGAGCUGAGGGUGCAGAUGGCACGGUACGGCCGCCCUCCAGACUCCCACCACGGCCGCAGGGGCCCACCACCUCGGAGAUUCGGAGACUAUGGCCGCAGGAGUCGAAGCCCACGGAGAAGACGUCGAAGCCGCUCUAGAAGCAAGAGCAGAUCGCGAUCACGCAGCAGAUCUCGUUACAGCAGGUCAAAAUCCCGCUCACGAACCAGGUCUAGAACACGCUCCAGUUCAAAGUCUCGCUCUGCCCGGAGAUCAAAGUCCAAGUCAUCGUCCGUCUCUAGGUCCCGGUCUCGUUCCCGUUCAAGAUCCAGGACUACACCCCCUGUGACAAAGCAGUCAAAGUCCAGAUCAAGAUCCCCAAGUCCCCCAAAGUCUCCAGAAGAAGAGGGAGCAGUGUCUUCGUAGGAUAAAGGUAAAAUAUGUAUAGAUAGUAUGUUCACCACUGGGUUGAAUUAAGGGAUUGCAUAAUGCUGCCAUUACUCAAAACUAGUCAAGGGGUUGUCCUUUUGGUGCCAGAAGAGGCAGUCUUGCCAUGUUUUUAUUUUUAGUUUUGCACAAACAUUGUUGAGCAGUUUCAUGCAGAUCUAUAGCUUGUAUUGUACAUAAUGGGGUAUAAUAUUGUGCUGUAUAUUGGGGUGUCCUUUCACUGAUUGUUUAAACCAAUAUCUGCAUUUUCCCCUCAAAGCUGCGGGCUCCAGUUGCUUAAGGAGUAUUGAGCUGUAUUGCAGAUAUUAAGUGGUUUUUCCUGAUCCUCCAGGGACCAGUUUCUGUGGGCGUGUAUUGGAGCAGGUUUGUGUCUGAUGUUAAAGAUGCACUAUCCUGGAUGCUCAGAGCCGAUAUUGAAAAUGUAAUGUUGCAUAGGUUACCAUCACUAAGGCAGGAAUGAAGUACUGUGGUAAAGGGGCAGUCCUUAUUUUGACUAACAUUAAUUCAAAGCAUAUUGGAAAUUUAUGCACAAAUCCUUGAUAGAUCUUGUCCCUGGUGUGCAAUAGUCACAAUCAAAAUACACAACUUUCUUACUGGUAAGUAAGAUCUUGCAUUGAAUUGCACGGGUAUGUGGGAAACUUUGGACUGCCCCUUUCAAGGAUGGUGUGUCUUUAAUUUGUCUUAACUGUUUGGUCUUUCAGCCGUGAUUUGAAGUUUUACAAACCUCAUUUACUUCACUCUGAUUACCACACUUCUCUAGUUUGAAGAGAAUUCUCUACACCAGAUUAUCUCCAUCCCCUUUUGCAAAGAGCACUACGGUGUAUAUAGAAUGCUGACCUAUGCUAACUACCCUACAAUAACUUCCAUAUUAAGCGCCAGUACUUUAUGCCCCUCACUCAAUGUGUGUAUAUAGUCUUUAUUCCUUCAAUUCUCAUUGCUUUUCUUUCUUCUCAUCACUACCAGAGUCUUCACAAAGAAACCCACGCAGGAAGUCAGAGGUGUUCUCUUUAAUCCUUCAGUCUAACGGAACAAUCCGUGGAGUAAGCAACAGCUACCGAAAAGGUGGUUAUUUGUAUGAUUUUUGUUUUUUCCUCCCUGUUUAAUUUUGCCUGUUUAAGUUGAGCCCUAUGUGGCAGACUUCACAUUUUAUGUGCCAUUUUUUGUUGCUGUUAUUCCAAUUUUUUGUAAUUUAGUGAACGCCUACAGAUUUCAUUAUUGGCUUGGAUAUUUGAGGUAACACGUUUCUGUUAAUAAAUUGUAUCGUUUAAAACCCAAAGGGUUGAGAAGGUAUGUCUAUACUUCACUGAACUGUAGUUGCUUGUGUUUGGACACUACUCAUCAAAGCAUUGUUUAAACCAGUGACCUAUUUUUACAAAUGUUAAAUUUCUUGUAUGUAACUACAUUUUAGUAUCUGAACCCAAAAUAUGUAUGUACAUGUAACUAUGUUUCAAGGGAGUGUUUUUAUUUGACUACAACUCUAAUCUCUUCUCUUGUGUAUUUUUGUGCACUAGGCGCAGUUGUGUAGCAGUUGAGUUAUGCUGGUUAGCUGUUAAGGUGGCGUGUUGCAGUGCAGAGUGCUUGGCUGUUUCCUGUUUUCUCCCGAUUGCUCCUGUGUAACGCUGCCUUGUCGUGCAGAAAAACAAAUGGCUGCCCAGUUUGUUAGAAUGCCUGACAACUGCACUUCCAGUCGCCCCGGUCUUGCAUAUAAAUAAUGGAGCAUACAGUGAGCACAUCUAGCUGAUGAUAAACACCUUUUUUUCAGAAUCUGGUAAACCUGAGUUUCAAAUGUAACAUCAGUGUCAUUCCAAUGUAUGUGUUUGCAUCUUUUUGGCUUUAACAUUCUGUACUAUAACCACUGUAGUUAAUAAACUUUUUCUUUUCUUUACAAA